Messenger RNA from Oncorhynchus gorbuscha (pink salmon), 677 nucleotides. RefSeq names its product scavenger receptor cysteine-rich type 1 protein M130-like. Lineage: Eukaryota; Metazoa; Chordata; Actinopteri; Salmoniformes; Salmonidae. The record is from RefSeq and is a predicted model, not a curated record. Gene Ontology annotation, cellular component: membrane.
AUGGCGCCAGACUGUCUUUCUUUCCUCUCUCUCUUUCUCCUCAGAUCUCCAGGCUCAAAGCGUCAGCCACCAGAGUCUGUGCGGCUUGUGGAUGGAGCUGGGUUUUGCUCCAGAAGAGUGGAGGUGAAGUCAAGUCAGUCCUGGGCCUCAGUGUGCGAUGACUUUGACCGGCAGGAUGCAGAGGUAGUCUGCGGGGAGCUUGGCUGUGGGGCUCCUGCAGCUCUACAGCAGGGGCUCUAUGGAGAAGGGCAGGGUCAGACCUGGGAUAAAGAGUUCCAGUGUAAAGGCAAUGAGUCCCUUCUCCUGGACUGUGAGACCUCAGACGGAAAAAAUAACAACUGCCUAUCUGGUAAUGCUGUUGGACUCACCAGCUCAGAGGUUGUUUAUGUGAGGCUGGUGGAAGGAGGCAGUCGCUGUGCUGGUGGAGUGGAGGACUGUGGGAACUGAUGACUGGGAGGAUGUGGCUACAGUAGUGUGUAGACAGCUGGGUUGUGGAUCCACUGUUUCAGUACUACCUUGCGGUAACACCAUUAACGGGAUUGGAAUUGGCUGUGCCUGCACUGAGGGAGUGUAAAGUAACAUAAUGUCUUGACUAUUCAUUCAUAGUGAUCUGCUCAGGUAAUAACAAGUUAAAAUACAUUAUACAACGGGUGGGUCCAAUCCUGAAUCAGUAUACU